Molecule: messenger RNA, 1908 nt
Organism: Aspergillus eucalypticola CBS 122712
Lineage: Eukaryota; Fungi; Ascomycota; Eurotiomycetes; Eurotiales; Aspergillaceae
Product: pentachlorophenol 4-monooxygenase
Exons: 4
Coding region: 31-1734 (567 amino acids)
Molecular function (GO): FAD binding
Source: RefSeq, a predicted model, not a curated record
CAAGUACGCUUGCUUCAUUGACUCAACAAUAUGAAGACUACAGUCAACACAGACGUCCUUAUUGUCGGUGGGGGACCCGUGGGUCUGCUCAUUUCCUACAGUCUUGCCAGGCAGGGCGUAGCCUCGAUCGUCGUUGCGCAGCACGACAAGGAGCAGCAGGCUAUGUACGGCCGAGCCACCACCCUGUACCCGCGAACGCUAGAGAUGCUUGACCAGCUCGGGCUUCUCGAGGAGCUGAACCAGAUUGGCUACAUCGGCCGCAAUAGCGUCACAUACAAGGACGGCAGACGGGUGACGUCUCGCGGCUGGCAUAUCAUGUUUGAGCGCAUGAAUGGCACCUUCCGCGACUACUGCCUAAACAUCCGCCAGAAGUAUUCAGAGGAUGUGAUCCGCACCGCGUACCUGGAGCAAGGUGGGGAGGCAUACAUCGGCUGGAAGCUGGAAGGUUAUGCCGUCGAAGACGUAGCGAAUGACGGUUACAACGUAACGAGUCAAAUUCGUCAGUGGAGUACGGAUAAGACCGUCACAGUCAAAAGCAAGUUUAUUGUUGGCGCGGAUGGAAGCCAUUCGCUCGUCCGACGCUCGGCCAACAUCCCAUUUGAGGGUGAUCAUACUCAGUUCAAAUGGGUUCGAAUUGACGGCAUAUUUUCCACCAAUAUGCCGGACGCAGAUGUUGGAUUUGCGUCAAUCGAGUCCAAGAGCCAUGGCAACGUCCUGUGGGUUCAGCUUGACCAUGGCGUUAAGCGCAUCGGUUUUGCAAUGACAGACGAGAUGCUUGCCAAGUAUGGAGAAAAGCUCACGCAGGAGCAAGCUAUUGAGGAGGCCAGAAAGUCUAUGGAGCCCUUCACUUUUGAGGUACAGAAGGUGGAAUGGUGGACUCUGUACAGCAUCAACCCAAAGGUUGCAGAUACAUUCUACACGAACUCCCGCGUCUUGCUCGCUGGCGAUGCAUGCCACACGCACUCUUCUGGAGCCACUCAGGGCAUGAAUACUGGAGUCCAUGAUGCGGUUAACCUCAGCUGGAAAUUGGGUGGCGUGGUGAAAGGUUGGUAUAGUACCGAAAUACUUCAUACAUAUGACCUCGAGCGCCGGCCGGCCGCACAGCAUCUCAUUGAGCUGGACAAGGCCUUCUCUGCAACCAUCUCCGGCCAGAUCCCAGACAGUCACAAGGGUGCGUAUGUGGACGCCAACGAACUGUUCACUAGAUUGUUCGACGAGACGAUUCAGUUCAACAUUGGACUGGGCAUUCACUAUGACGAAACCAUCAUUAACAAAUCUCCAUCGACGGGGAUGAUCUCAGCGGGUUGGAGAGGACCUGAUGCGUUGCUCUAUGCACCGGGGUCUCGGAUCCCAGUUCGUCUGUUCCAGUUGAUACCGAACUACGGCAAAUGGUCUGUCAUCGUCUUAGCUGGGCAACCGCUCGCCACGCGAGAGAAACUAGGCAAGGCUGUGGAGCAACUGAGCCGGCUUAGGGACAGCUUGCCUUGUGGGCUUGCUCAUUUCUUGACAAUACUUGCCCAAAGUCCUGCUGAAGGUGACCAGAUGUUCGCAACCCCCAAGAUCGGCAAGAUGUACUAUGACCAGGAACGGUCUGCUCAUGCAGCAUACAGCAUCUCAACCAUGGAGGGCGCGGUGGUAGCCCUGAGACCAGACGGUAUCAUGGGGCACGCUGCCAAUUUGGACAAUAUUGAGAGUAUCGAGUCCUUCUUGAAGGAAGUGAUCCUCACUCAUUGAUUAACAGCCCCCCUUGGCGGGCCUCGCACGCAUUUUGACGCAGAGGACGCGCAAAAAAAGGUCUGGUUGUGUCUCUUGUAAAAGAAGUGCCAGGGGCGUCGAUUGUCGUUUCAAUAAUGUAGAAAUAAUCUUAUUUGUCUCAACGUGUCAUAGAUGGUAUACCAAUCAACAAAC